This is a messenger RNA of Effrenium voratum, 554 nucleotides long. NCBI's taxonomy places the organism in Eukaryota, Dinophyceae, Suessiales, Symbiodiniaceae. The record is from the annotation of a GenBank genome assembly.
UUGGCCCAAGCUUGGUUGAUUCUGCUCCUCAAGUGCGUGCAGAGUAGCCGGGCAUGUCUUCUGGUGUGACAGUUGCCGAUGAGUGCGUUGAGGUUCACGAGCGCAUCAAGAUGAAGAAGGACCUGCGCUACGUAACCUUCAAGAUGUCAGAUGACAAAAAGACCAUUGUUGUGGAUGAGACUGGGGACGCCACGAAGACUUAUGCAGACUUCGUGAAGGCCUUGCCAGAGGGCAGUCCCCGAUACGCACUGGUUGACUUUGAGUUCACGACAGAUGACGGAAGACCCCAGAACAAGCUCGUGUUCGUGUUCUGGAGCCCGGACGACAAGACCACGGUCAAGGAAAGAAUGCUCUAUGCAUCUUCCAAGGACGCCGUCCGGAAGAAGUGCACUGGCGUCAUGAAGGAGGCGCAGGUCAACGACAUCGGAGACCUGGCGGAGGCCGAGAUGCUGUCGAAAGUGAAAUAGGCUGCGCGCCUGGGCCAUGGCAGUUUGCCACAGAGCUUUAGGACAGAGCUCUCAAGGCCGUGUGCUACGGACAACCUCCGACGGGUA